CCCUGUCUCAAAAAGACCAAAAAAAAACCCAAAAAACAAACAAACAAAAAACACAAACGAACAAAAAAACCCCUCAAGACUGAAUCUCAUUCUGAAGCCAAGCUCCCCUGGGAUGGAGGACUAGGUUUGAGUUUGGAGAUGUGGAAGGAGCACAGCAGUCCAUGUCUCUCUCGAGACUCAGGGGCUCCUAUUUUUAUUUUCUCAGAUAAGUGUAAGUCGGUGGCUCCUGCUUUGGAAAGCGUGUACCAGCUGGAGCCCCUGACCGUGGAGGUCCAGAUCCAGCUACACCAGUACCGCACAACAGGGGAGGCCCUCCGCAGCUUGAUUGACUAGAGUCGGGGAGAGUAAAGCUGUUCUGCCAGAGCCAGGCGUUGGUGAUAGGGCUCUGGCAUCAGGAAACUCAAUACAGAGCCUGCCUGAGACCAAGCUAACUCCAGCUUUUGUGCAUUGGUUUUAGAUUUGAAGAACUCUGCAUGUCAGAUUUGAUGUUUAGAAUGAAUGUAGUACAAAGCCAGACUAAGUCUGGCCAAUUUCACUCCUUGAGACUGUUCAUUGUGUCUCAGCUUUAAGACAGUUACAACGAAGGAGUGGUGAGGGCUGGCAGGGCAGGUGUUCCUGUCUGUCCUCAGGGGAUGGGCUCUGGAAACUGCCAGAGGACACACAGAGAAGUAAAAAUAAGUCCCAACCAGCAUGGUAGCUUAUGCCUGUACAGCACUUGAAGACUGAGGCAGGAGACUUGCCACCAGUUCAAGGCCAGCCUGGGCUACAAAAUGAGACCAUCUUGAAAAACAAAUCCCCCCACCCCCACAGAAGUUCAAGAGGAUUUAGCUGAGGGGUUGCAGGUAAUUUGUGCUGCUCCUGAAAUAGAGACUGGGGUGAGCCUAGCUUAGGUGCUCUCUCCCCACAGGGCCUCAACCAUGUUGCACAGGCUGGGCUGGCUGCUGCUCAGUUGCCCGCUCUUUCUGAAGGAGCGUACACCAACAGAGAGCUCCAAGGCUCCCCAGCACUUCCCAGCUCUACCAAGGCCCCAGCACAGCCAGUGUUCACCCAACCACACAUUUGCUAAUACCUCCCUGUCCCUGCCCAGCUGUCAUCACCUCUUCUUAACCUAUCACCACUGCCAAAACUUCUCCACCUUGCAGCCUUCCUGGUGUGCCAAGGACACUUUCCUGCUCCUGGCCUUCAAGUUACAGCCUGGUCAUGUUGAGCAGUGUAUAGCCAUUUGCAGCAUUGUGGGGCCAGGCUGGGAGCCGAAACUGGUGUUCCUCCUUGGAGUAGCAGGACUUGUACCCCCAUCCCAGCUGCUGGCCUAUGAGAGUUGGCAGUUUGAUGACAUCCUACAGUGGGACUUGACUCUAAAGGUGCUGCACCUGCAGCGCUGGGUGGCAGCUGCCUGCACACAGGCCCACUUCAUACUAAAGGGAGGAGAUGAAGAUGUCUUUGUCCAUGUCCUCAACAUGCUGGAGUUCUUGGACAGCUGGAACUCAGCCCAGGACCUUUUAGGAGAUGUUAUCCACCAGGCCCUGCCCAACAGGAAUACCAAAGUCAAAUACUUCAUCCCAUUCUCUAUGUACAGGGCCUGCCACUAUCCACCUUAUGCUGGAGGUGGAGGCUAUGUUAUGUCCCAGGCCACAAUGAGGCAUCUUCACACCACCAUGGAGGAGACAGAACUCAUCCCCAUUGAUGUCUUUGUGGGAAUGUGCCUGAGGAAGCUGGGGGUGAGCCCCACUCACCAUGCUGGCUUCAAGACAUUUGGAAUCUAACAGCUCCUGAACCCUUGGGACCCUUGUCUGUACAGAGGGCUCCUGCUGGUGCACCACUUCAGCCCUCUGGAGAUGUGGACCAUGUGGGCACUGAUGACACAUGAUGGGCUCAAGUGUGAAGCUGCUCCCAAGCCCUAGUUCUGAGGGAUGGGUUGAGUAAUAGCCCUAAAGUGGAAUGAGUGUUGAUUUCCUGUUACCAGGAGAAACUGAGACCAUUGAAAAAUCCAUCCUUGCUGGUCUGCAGGAAAUGCUCUUUAUUUUUAUAAUAUCUUCCACUUUGUUCACUCUGAUUGAAAAUGCUGAAACCUGGCAAACUUGUCCAACAUGUGCUGAAUGGGAGCAUCUGCUGCCGGAAAUCUAUGGGGGAAACCACAGGGUCCCUUAUGGCUCUGACCACCUAGGCAGUGAAGGAAAGAUGCUACAUGAGAGCCUCAGAAUUUAA
Molecule: messenger RNA, 2205 nt
Organism: Nannospalax galili (Upper Galilee mountains blind mole rat)
Lineage: Eukaryota; Metazoa; Chordata; Mammalia; Rodentia; Spalacidae
Gene: B3gnt4
Product: UDP-GlcNAc:betaGal beta-1,3-N-acetylglucosaminyltransferase 4
Cellular component (GO): membrane
Molecular function (GO): hexosyltransferase activity
Source: RefSeq, a predicted model, not a curated record